CCAGCGCGGCCGCCGCUGCUGAGGGGGCUCGGCUGGGGCGGCCCCGCUCCGCGUCUAGGGGUCCCGCGGCCUCGCCAUGGGGCCCGGCCCGUCUCCGCCACCGGGCCCCGCGCCACGACCAUCCCGCGCGGCCUUGGCCGUGCUGCUCUGUGCCGCCCUGUUCCUGUUGCUGCCCGUGAGCGGCGCCGGCGAGCGGCGGCGCUUGGCGUGCUCCACCUGCCGGGGCAUCGUGGACAGGUUCAACCAGGGUUUAGCAGAUACAGCUAAAAAAAACUUUGGUGGUGGAAACACUGCUUGGGAAGAGAAGACGCUGUCAAAGUAUGAGUCCAGUGAAAUUCGUCUUGUGGAGAUCACAGAGAAUCUGUGUGACAGUAGUAACUUUGAAUGUAACAACAUGGUAGAAGAACAUGAAGAACUGAUAGAGAAAUGGUGGUUCAAAUUAAAGAAGAAGUAUCCAGAUUUGUUUAAGUGGUUUUGCAUUGAAACAAUAGAAGUUUGCUGCCCUGCUGGAACUUACGGACCCGAUUGCCUUGCUUGUCGUGGUGGAUCAGAAAGACCUUGCCAUGGAAAUGGCCACUGUGAUGGUGAUGGUACCCGAGGUGGAGAUGGCUCAUGUAGCUGUAAGAAGGAGUACACAGGACAAUUUUGUUUGGACUGUUCUAGUGGUUACUUCAGUUCCUUGAGAAACGAGACACAUUCUGUUUGUACAGCUUGCCAUGCCGCCUGUAAGACUUGUACUGGUUCAAGUAACAAGGACUGCCAAGAUUGUAAAGAAGGCUGGAUUAAAAAUGAAGAUGGAGCUUGUGUGGAUUUAGAUGAAUGUGCUGCUUCUCCUUGCAAAGAUCACCAGUAUUGUUUGAACACAGAUGGAUCUUUCUCAUGCAAAGCAUGUGAUGCCAGCUGUGUAGGUUGCACAGGAGAAGGUUCUCAACAAUGUAAGACCUGCGCAUCUGGAUACGUGAAGGAAGAUGAGAAGUGUACAGAUAUAGAUGAAUGUAACCUUCCUGAAAAGGUCUGUGCAGAAGAGAAUCAUGACUGUGUUAAUACGUCAGGUAGUUACAAGUGUGUGUGUUCAGAAGGGUUUGAAGAUAAGGAUGGAACAUGUGUUCAAACUGUAAAACCAGGAGAGGAAGUAGAGAGUGAAACAACUGAGCCUUCACAUACUGAACAUGUUGACUUAUGAUCUGCGUUCAGAACCAAAAGACAUUCCUAUCUAAAGUUUUAAAUUAUUGGACUAAGCCUCUGCUAGCUGACAUACUGUGGAAGUGGUGUGAAAUAUGCAGGUUGCCAUUAAGACUUUUUUUUUAAAUUGUGACAACCUGCUCUUUAAGCUGCAUUUCUUUAUUCUUAAAUCCCACUUUUUAUAUAAUUCUUCAAAAACAACACUCUAGAGGGGUUAGUAUAAAAUUUGACUGAACAUAACACUGUACCCAGCAACUGUAAACAACUUGCAGGCUUCUCAUUCUAGUGCCUACUGAAAAGUGUUAUCUUCUGGAAGAAUGUAGUUGCACUUCAUAAUUUAAGGAAAAUUUAGACUGAAGUUUGUUGUUUCUAAUCAUGAGAAAUAUUUCUGUAAUUGAAAUACAGCUUUUGGAAAUUGUCAAAGGGAAUCUCUUUGGGGGGGAGGGAAGCAGCGUUCCCUUAAACAAAAUAGAAUGCCUAAUAUUGCAUUCAAUAAAAAUGUAUUUUGUUGGAAUGUGCCUUAAAAUUUUUAAGAUGUUAGUACCUUGAUGUGUUGUCAUGCCUAUUUUUCUUUUAAGUCAGUGAAAACCACAAAACCACAAAAGCAACCCAAACAACCCCCAAAAAAACCAAAACCCCAGAACCUUGUAAACCAUAUUUCAGUUCAGCACCGAAUUCAAACACUCAGUUGUGUUGGAAUAUACCUGAAAUAAAAACCCCAACCCAACAACAUCCUCUCACACACACUUUCCUCUAAAGGAAGAAUUAUGUCAACUUAACUUUUCAAAGGCAGGUAAACAGGUCUUUCUGCCAGAUACUUGCAUCAUCUAUGUAAACUAGUUUAGAAGGUGAUGAAAAUUAGGUUUGGCUAACACAUGCCUGCACUGGCUCAUAGUUAUUAUAUGAGUGCUGUCUGGGAUUGAUGAAUACAGGACUUUGACUACAACCUACUGCUGUGUGGAAUAGCUUCCUGUCUACUGCAGAGCAAGCAUACUACAGUCAAUUUUUCAUCUUGUCUCUUGUGCCAUUUCAGAGGGAAAGCUUAUAAGCAUAGCAUAGAUACAACUUCCUAUGCGUUGUCUCUAAGCCUAAAGGCAAGUAUUAGAGCUAAAAUGGAUAUAUCCUGUAGGACUAUUUUUAUUUACAGCAGUAAAUAAAAUAAGGACCAUCCACGUACAGUCUCUGGAUGGAAGUGAGUAAAGUUGAGGAUACAUUGUGAUGGUGGAUACAAGGAGUUGUACAAUACAGCUAAGAAGAGCACUGUUUAGGCUUGACUAUGAAGAAGUUACAAACUCUGAGGUAAGGGGACAUAAAAAGGCUACGAAUAGGAUUGACCUAUUCUGUUGAGCAGUAAAGAUCAGACAUCUUCUAUAUACUUCUGAAGACUUUUGUUCAAGCUAAGUCUCAGUUCAGUUAGUGAACAGUGCAUGAAGGAUUUGUAUGUGUGAUAGAUACCUAGGUGAAUAUUGUACAAAAUUCUUAGGUUAAAAGCUGUCUAAGCUGAUCUUGUGCAUGGUAGUUUAAAUACCUAGUGGUGUUAAGGUAUCUGUAACAGUCUUCUUUAACUGUUAUGUUUAGAUGUUCCUUAACUUCCCAGUCAGUGCUUUCUCAGCUGUAAUUGUCUAAGAUGGGCCUAUUUGCCACAAAAGCUUGCAAGUUGAAGGGUAGACAUUGUAUUUAAUGAGUACUAAAUCAAAGGGAGGAAAAAGUAGGCAGUUUGGGAAGCACAUGGAAUGCAACUCAAGGAUCUUUAGGGUUUUUAGUGCAGGUGUAGCCAGUUACAGUAGUAUUAGCCCCUAAGGUUCCUGCAGUAGUGUAGCUUGUCUAUGUUACUACUCACUCACUCACUCACAUUUAACCCCUUGGUGUUGCAGGUUGUGGUAUGAAUGGUCGUUAAUCAUAACAGGAAAUGUUGGUUUAGAAACUACCAUCAGUUCACACUCAAGGGAAUUGUCUGUCCAAUACAAACUCUUCUAUUAGUGUUCCAAGCCUGAAAUAGUGCUUCCCUAUGAAAAAGAACUUGCUACUCUUAAGUACCUUUCAACUUACUUGGGGCUCUGGCGGAUACCUGAUGAGGUUCUUAACUACAUUGUGGAAGCAUUGGCUUCCCACCAGCCAAGGCUUUGGACA
Messenger RNA from Camarhynchus parvulus, 3312 nucleotides. RefSeq names its product cysteine rich with EGF like domains 2 (gene CRELD2). Gene Ontology annotation, molecular function: calcium ion binding. The record is from RefSeq and is a predicted model, not a curated record. The transcript is spliced from 10 exons. The coding region runs from base 77 to 1183 and encodes 368 amino acids. Lineage: Eukaryota; Metazoa; Chordata; Aves; Passeriformes; Thraupidae.